CCUUAAUCCAGUAGUUAAUUGAUUUGGGCGAGGCUUCGACGUGACACUCGAUUUGGACAUCAGUGCCAAGUGGUGCGCCGACUAAUUGAUUCGGCACUUGGAUGACCGGAUGAACUGCAACGAGAAGGAGGUUUGGGAUGUCUGACUACUCAAAGUUCCUGUCCAACUUGACGGAUCAGCUGGGUCUGCUGCCUGUACUUACGCCCAGUGGAUUGGCAGGACUGGGCAGCAAUCUGGGCAACUUGCGCCCCGCCCACAAGGCUCUGAUGUACGUGGGCGCGGCCACCGUGGCUUGCGUUCUUCUGGGCUUUACUGUUAAGUCUCUGAAGAGUCGCGACCGCAAGGACAAGCCGCGGAUCAUCAAGGUGCAACACGGGGUGCCGAUCAAGCGGGACCUCGAGGGGGCUGAUAAGGUCGAAGGAUCCUUCGGGGAGGAGCAAGCAAUCAAUUAGUGAAGAGAACCCAAGAAUUCUUAGGUCUGGAGAAUCCUAAAUACCGAGCACACGCCCAACUAACAAAUACCUUCAUUAUAUAUAUUUUGAGCCCGUUUUGUGCAUUGCAACGUUCUCUGUAUAUUUCGUAAUUUUAUAGUGUUAAAAAGAGCGAUUGUAGAAAUGACAUUUGUU
Messenger RNA from Drosophila santomea, 626 nucleotides. RefSeq lists its product as uncharacterized. The transcript has 2 exons. The coding region runs from base 138 to 452 and encodes 104 amino acids. The record is from RefSeq and is a predicted model, not a curated record. Lineage: Eukaryota; Metazoa; Arthropoda; Insecta; Diptera; Drosophilidae.